UUUCUUUAUCUAAGAGUUUUAUAGACCCAUGUUUCUUUAUCUAAGAGUUUUAUAGACACAUGUUUCUUUAUCUUAGAGUUUUAUAGACGCAUGUUUCUUUAUCUAAGAGUGUUAUAGACCCAUGUUUCUUUAUCUUAGAGUUUUAUAGACCCAUGUUUCUUUAUCUUAGAGUUUUAUAGACGUAUGUUUCUUUAUCUAAGAGUGUUAUAGACCCAUGUUUUUUUAUCUAAGAGUUUUGUAGACCUAUGUUUCUUAAUCUAAGAGUUUUAUAGACCCAUGUUUCUUUAUCUAAGAGUUUUAUAGACCUAUGUUUCUUUAUCUAAGAGUUUAUAGACCAAUAUUUCUUUAUCUAAGAGUUUUAUAGACCUUUGCUCGGUGAGGUGCCUGGGCGAUGUCAUCAGAUCAACAGAAAGUGCCCCAGGGAAUGCUGGAAAAUCAACGGUUUCACAGGAUGUAUGUACUGCGCAUGUCCAUGUGAGUAGUGAUAUUAAUAUGGAAUAUAAAAUAUAUCCCGACUAAUCCAUAUCAAUGCAGAAAUAAUUGUAAUCAAAAUGUAUUGCGAAUGAUUUGUUUGUUUAGUAACGACGACAUUGAGCACAAUGACAGAUUCGAAAAAUAGUGUGCAUCCUCUACAUGUAUAUCAGAUCAAAUCAACUCAAACUCCCGGGACAAAUGGAAAACACACCACAACCACAGCUUCACAUAUGUCUCCUCUUAAAACUCCAAUUAAUUCACAUCCGGUACCAACCUCUUCGAUAAAGACGUCACAUCCCUCCUCACAUAUGACGUCACAAAUAACGUCUCACAUGGCAUCUAUAUCGCCAUCUGUUAUCUCUAAACAAACGCAUCCGCUGAUUUCUACCACAUCAUCACCACUUGACAUGACGUCAUCGAUGUCUCCAAAUACGUCACCAGUAUCCGUAGCUGCACAAUCUACUAAACUAUCAUCAGCAGAAGAAACGAUAACACCUACGGACACGUACACAUCACCAAUAGGAAAUAUGACGUCGUCUUCUACGAUUACGUUUCCAAAAGAAUCGACAACAAAAAAAUACACGUCAUCGCUUGAACCAUUGACGUCAUCAACCACAACAUCACCUGCACAAACCGCUUCAUUGCUUGUGAUGUCAACAUCGGAACAUGAGCAUUUACAUCAUACCAAAUAUCGACAACCGAUUACAGCUAGGAGUGGCGGAUUUGUGGAUGGUGUGAAUGCUGGGAAGUUUGUAACAAGUCCUGAUUCAGAGGGAGGAGGCAAAAUGCAUCUUCAAAAGCUCCUGAGUUCAUUAGGAAAUACUAAGGCAUCACUGCAAACUCCAACAAUAACCACGAGAACACCCGAAGGUAGUACCACAGGAGGUAGAUACUUUACUCCGGAAUACGUCCGUGUUACACCAGAGUCGGAAACAACAGAUAUUACUACACCGAAAUAUAAACCAUCACAGACAAUUCCGACUUCAGUGAACAGAGACAAAUCAGAAAGUGUUACUAAAUCAGCGACAGGUAUCCAACAGUUACAUUCGGAUACAUCACAGCUUGGUAUUGACCCACACACAGCAUCGUCUGGUGUAAAACAGGUGGGACACAUUCACAACUAUAACACACUUCUGGAGUUCUUCCGAGAAAUCGAUUCUGGUGAAAGGGACAAGGCCAUGGAUUUGCUUCAAAACUUUUUCAACAAUGUAAAAGAGUCUGGCUCUCUUACAUCAAAUCCUGCUCGAACUGGAAAUGUGUUACAUGGAGUACAAACUAUAGCGUCAACCGAGAAAUCAGCCGACCCUGGUAAAUCAUCUGACGUCACGACACGUGUACCGGAACGACAGUCCGUUAUACCAACACAAAAUAACAACGAGACUUUAACGUCGCCAGUAACCGAUACUGGAGGGACAAACGAGACGGAGAAGGGGAGGCAAUCCAUCACUGUUGUUCCAAAUGAAUCUAAUUUGUGCCCCGGGACAAAACCACAUUGUGAGGACAAAACCUGCCACGUGUACGACACACUAAGACGAUGCAUGCUUUGUAUAUGUGACGAUGUCGGUUUGUUUGGAGACAAAACACCUAACCAGACGACGCCUCAGGGACAACCUGACAAUAGCCCAGUAUGCAGACCUAUUCCAGAAGACUGUGCCGAUGAGUGUCUUUUCCUUGACGGUACAAACUACUUUUGUCCGGUGUGUAGAUGUGAACAAAACGAUCUUAAAAGGCAAAGACCAGACGCCAUAAUGACUACAGACACGUGUCCUCCGCUGAAUGAAAGCUGUCCCCAUGGUUGUGAGGGACUCAGCACCGAAACAUUUUGUCCCCAGUGUAAGGGUUAAAACUCGUGACAACAUGGAAUGUAUCCCGUCGUAAUGUUAAUUACACCGGCAUUGUAAUGGAGGAUGCUACAUAAGUGUGACAUUGAACAAUAAUUAGAUGUAGAUGAAUCUGACGGAUACAGGAUUUUAUUGAUAACGUAGCCCCUAUUCAUCAGAACGUCAGCGACGACUUUCAAACGAAAAGACUCAUUUAAGGAUGGAAAAUCGUGCAAAACAAUACUGUGACGUCAUAUAUUCAUAGUGUUAUCAUUGUGUGACGUCAUAUAUUCAUAGUGUUAUCAUUGUGUGACGUCAUAUAUUCAUAGUGUUAUCAUUGUG
Messenger RNA from Pecten maximus, 2636 nucleotides. RefSeq names its product mucin-2-like. The transcript has 4 exons. Bases 600 to 2318 code for a protein of 572 amino acids. The record is from RefSeq and is a predicted model, not a curated record. Lineage: Eukaryota; Metazoa; Mollusca; Bivalvia; Pectinida; Pectinidae.